GAACUAACAGGGUGGACUGGAUUUGAAGUGUCCUCCUGCUAAAAAUACCAGGGAAUCCAUGAAUCCAAGGUCACCUCUGUGUCUAUAGAAGCAUGGGUGGUAUAUCAUGAAGGGAAGUUGCACAUUAGCAGGAAUAAAGAAAUACGCAUAAUGGCUCAGAGCAAAGAUCCAUCCCGCCCAGUGUCCAGUCUCCAAUAGCAACCAGAACCAGAUGCCUCAGAGGAAGAUGCAAGACAGUCUGAAAAAGGAAUUUAUGAAAAACCAUAAAGCAAAGAGUCCUGGCAUUAAUUGAAUUGCCUUUUUCUAAGGUAGAGUAUGUGGAUCAGGCAGAGAACUUACAAACAGCAUUUACUCUAAUAUGUAACGUGCAUUCGCUUAAAAUAAUUAUUUAAAAUAAUUAGCAACAUUAGUGAUGCAAAUGAUCAAUUGAAGGCUGUGUCACUGGAGCUGAACAGGAUUAUAAAAAUCAUAUCUGCAUACCUGUGGGGUGCCUCAUUUCCGUGGAGCAGGCCGUGGAAACCAUAUAAAAAGGCUCGUGUCCCAGUGCUCCUCAAUCCACUCGGCUUCUUCAUUUGCUCCUGUUGGUGACUUGUUUUGCCCACGUCCAGGAAGAUGGUUUACCAGCAGCAAUGCAAACAGACCUGCCUGCCUCCUCCUUGCUGUGUGACCAAGUGCACUACCAAGUGCCUGGAUCCCUGCUGCAAAGUCUGUGUGACAAAGUGCGUGACAAAAUGCGUGGAUCCUUGCUGUAAAGUCUGCGUGAAGAAGUGCACUACAUGCGUGCAUCCAUGCCCGUGCCCAUGCCCUCAAAAAUGCAUUCCGUGCCCUCCCUGCCCUCCGUGCCUUCCAAAAUGCCCACCUGUGCAGCACUGCUGCAAAGAAAAGAAGUUCUGCUCUGCAGCUGGUGUAAAUCAGUGGAGCUCCAUUGACAUCCACAGAAUUGAGCAGGUUUUCGCUCGUGAGGAAUCGGGCAGUUUGCCCACGUCCAGGAAGAUGGUUUACCAGCAUCAAUGCAAACAGACCUGCCUGCCUCCUCCUUGCUGUGUGACCAAGUGUACUACCAAGUGCCUGGAUCCCUGCUGCAAAGUCUGUGUGACCAAGUGUGUGACAAAAUGCGUGGAUCCUUGCUGUAAAGUCUGCGUGAAGAAGUGCACUACAUGCGUGCAUCCAUGCCCGUGCCCGUGCCCUGAAAAGUGUGCUCCAUGUCCUCCGUGCUUUCCAAAAUGCCCACCUGUGGAGCACUGCUGCAAAGAAAAGAAGUUCUGUGGGACGUGUUUCUGGGAACGUUUCCAGUCUCUGUCCACAUACUGCGCACUGUUCUGUCUCUCCUAUCGAGAGGUCAAUGCCUUCCCUUGUUUGCCCACGUCCAGGAAGAUGGUUUACCAGCAUCAAUGCAAACAGACCUGCCUGCCUCCUCCUUGCUGUGUGACCAAGUGUACUACCAAGUGCCUGGAUCCCUGCUGCAAAGUCUGUGUGACCAAGUGUGUGACAAAAUGCGUGGAUCCUUGCUGUAAAGUCUGCGUGAAGAAGUGCACUACAUGCGUGCAUCCAUGCCCGUGCCCGUGCCCUGAAAAGUGUCCUCCAUGUCCUCCGUGCUUUCCAAAAUGCCCACCUGUGGAGCACUGCUGCAAAGAAAAGAAGUUCUGCUCCGCAGCUGGUGUAAAUCAGUGGAGCUCCAUUGACAUCCACAGAAUUGAGCAGGUUUUCGCUCGUGAGGAAUCGGGCAGUUUGCCCACGUCCAGGAAGAUGGUUUACCAGCAUCAAUGCAAACAGACCUGCCUGCCUCCUCCUUGCUGUGUGACCAAGUGUACUACCAAGUGCCUGGAUCCCUGCUGCAAAGUCUGUGUGACCAAGUGUGUGACAAAAUGCGUGGAUCCUUGCUGUAAAGUCUGCGUGAAGAAGUGCACUACAUGCGUGCAUCCAUGCCCGUGCCCGUGCCCUGAAAAGUGUCCUCCAUGUCCUCCGUGCUUUCCAAAAUGCCCACCUGUGGAGCACUGCUGCAAAGAAAAGAAGUUCUGGUAGGGCCCACGGAACCACCGACGACUAUGGAAUGAAAAUGAAUUACAGCCCCUCGCACAGUAGCUCUCUCCUCGCUCCGCUGUUCUGCCAUUCCCCUUGCAGUGGGACGUGUUUCUGGGAACGUUUCCAGUCUCUGUCCACAUACUGCGCACUGUUCUGUCUCUCCUAUCAAGAGGUCAAUGCCUUCCCUUGUAACGAGUAACUGACCGUCUUUGUGCCCUGGGAUAUCAGCUGUACUGGGAGAGAUCCUGUAAGAUUUGUGCUGUAGACUCUUUCCUGUGGGAGAUUUUCCCCCUUGUUCUCUUUUCCCAUCCCGUCUUUUAA
Molecule: messenger RNA, 2343 nt
Organism: Caretta caretta (loggerhead turtle)
Lineage: Eukaryota; Metazoa; Chordata; Testudines; Cheloniidae
Source: RefSeq, a predicted model, not a curated record